AUGGAAAUAAUAGGAGCAGUGGCACAGUUGUUCUUUUUCUUCGGUGCAUUGGCUCUGGCCAAUACACUAUGGGCAUACUACCAGUCGCCAAUCAAGAAGAUUCCAGGCCCGUUCCUUGCAAAAUUCACAAAUCUAUGGCGUUUUUUCGACAACUGGGGAGGCAGACCAGAACUGACCCAUCAAUUACUCCACGCAAAGUAUGGGUCAGCUGUACGACUUGGCCCUGACCUGGUCAGUCUCAGUGACCCCGCGCUUAUGCGCAAAAUAUAUGAUAGCAGAGGACAGUUUCGAAAGACCGAGUUCUACUCUGUGAACGACGCCAAAGUCGGUAGCACGAUAAUCUCCAAUGUCUUCAGCACCCGCAGCAAUGCGGAUCAUACCCAAAAACGCAGUCUCCUCACACAAUUUUAUAAAAUGUCGCAUCUCCUCAAAUCCGAAUCCCUGGUCGACGAUACUAUUGACUCAUUCUGUAAACACCUUGACCGUUUUGCUGAUGAAGGCACGGUUUGCAAGAUGGACGAAUGGCUGCUCUUCUUUGCAUGGGACGUUAUCAGCCAGUUGACAUUCAGUAGGCCCAUGGGCUUUAUGGAUGAAGGCAAAGACUACUCCGGCCUACUUGGUACCGCAGACAAGGCUCUCGAUUACUUUUCCGUCAUUGGCCAGAUUCCAGCGCUGGACAAGUGGCUUGCCAAAAAUCCGAUUAUGCCCAUUGGGCCACCUAGCUUUGAUGCCGCGGCUGGUUUCUGCGCCCAGCAGUCCAUUUCCCGUCAACAAGCUGGCGAGAAGACUGAAGGAAAGAGAGACAUGCUUGAUGAUUUCCUCCAACUUAAGAAGCAGAAUCCCCUGACGAUGGACGACAAUGGUGUCAUUGGAGCCGUCUUAGUUAACGUACUUGCAGGAGCAGACACAACAGCCAUCGUCCUCCGGGCAGUAGUUUACUACACCCUGAAGAACCCAAUAAUCUAUAGGAAGCUACAACAGGAACUUGACGAUGCCAAUUUGACGGCCCCUUUGGCAUACGCAGCAGUAUCCAAGCUCCCGUACUUCGACGCUGUAAUCCGCGAGUCCUGCCGAUUUCACCCUGGCGUUGGUCUUCUCCUCGAACGUAUCGUCCCUGAUACGGGUCUUCAACUUGCCGACGGCACUUUCCUUCCAGCAGGAACGAAAGUCGGCAUGAACCCCUGGGUUAUCCACAAGAACAAAACUAUCUAUGGCCAGGAUGCUGAAUCUUUCCGUCCUGAGAGGUGGUUGAGGAACGAAGAGGGUGGAGAGACCGACGAAGCGUAUGCGGAGCGACUUGCAACAAUGAAGAGAAAUGACUUGUGUUUUGGGACGGGCAAACGGGUUUGCAUUGGUAAAGAUAUCAGUAUUAUGGAGAUGUACAAAACAAUGGCGACCUUGUUUAAGAAUUACGAGAUGAAUCUAGUUGACCCAGAGAAAGAAUGGCAUGUUCAGAACUCAUGGUUCGUACGACAAACUGGUAUUAAUGUCAAGGUUCAACGCCGAAAGCCUAUCAUCGCAUAA
Messenger RNA from Venustampulla echinocandica, 1524 nucleotides. RefSeq lists its product as uncharacterized. The transcript has 3 exons. Gene Ontology annotation, molecular function: heme binding; iron ion binding; monooxygenase activity. The record is from RefSeq and is a predicted model, not a curated record. NCBI's taxonomy places the organism in Eukaryota, Fungi, Ascomycota, Leotiomycetes, Helotiales, Pleuroascaceae. The coding region runs from base 1 to 1524 and encodes 507 amino acids.